Stylophora pistillata is the source of this 1703-nucleotide messenger RNA. RefSeq names its product centrosomal protein 43. Gene Ontology annotation, biological process: microtubule anchoring. Lineage: Eukaryota; Metazoa; Cnidaria; Anthozoa; Scleractinia; Pocilloporidae. The record is from RefSeq and is a predicted model, not a curated record. Gene Ontology annotation, cellular component: centrosome.
GAAUAUGGCGGUGAACCAAAAUAAAUUACACACGUGAGCCACAAAUUUGGCGGGCAUCCGGGUCUUACCUUACACGAUAAACCUCCGCUAUAUGUUCGGAAUCCGAUAACACUCGGUUGGAGAUUGGAGACGCGAAAAUAUUCAAAAUGUCCGCGGAGGAAGACACAGAAUUGAGGGACAUGGUCGCCCAGACAUUGGAAAGUAAGGGUGUUUUGGGAAAAAUCAGGGCUCAGCUCAGAGCAAGUGUGUUUUUAGCUUUGGAAGAACAGGAUGGAUCAGAGGGUAAAAUUCAACUUGUAAACCCCGAACUGAAGAAGUUUUUAAAUACAAGUGAAGGACGGCUUGUGACAGGUUUAGUCAGAGAAUUUCUGGAGUACUUUGAUCUUGAUUUCUCUAUUGCAGUUUUUGAUCCAGAGACUAAUUUUAGUGACAAGUAUCCAGGUAGAAACAACCUUGCCAGAGAACUGAAGCUGAAUGAUGUUGAUAACACAUCUGGAAGCCCACUGUUGGCAGAAGUCUUAAAGAGACUUUCACCAGUCACCAAUGGAGAGGUCAAAACUUCACCAAGGCACAGUGCAGCUAACAGCCCAAGAAGCAUCAGUCCCCCUAACUCAAAUAAGGGUGAUGAAGAUGACCAGGGAGAAGUUUCUUUGGACAAUGAGAGUGAUGAUAGUAUGAUUUCCAGUCCCAGACCAAGCAAAAUUCCACAGCGAGUGCGAGAUGAGAAAUCCAGCAAAUCUGACAAAAACCAAGACUCAUUGCUUGAAAAACUGAACUCUGACAAGGAGCUAAAUUCUCUGUCAGACUCAAGAAGGGACAAAAGUGGAAACAGAAGCCCAGAUGUAACCAUUGCAAGUGAUGAUGGAGAUGAUAUUUUUGCAGAUAUUCCACUGAAGACAAAAGAGAGCGAGAAACAAGGGUUAAUGAAAGAAACAGGAUCCAAAUCGACUGGUGGACUCUCCUCUCUGAAGGGUGCUCCAUCCCUGGGCAGUAGUGGACUUGGCUCAUUAAAGGGUGCACCACCAUUACCUGGAAUGAAUAACAAUAACAGAGAGGCCUCAAAAUCACCUAACUGGCAGGACCUUGCCGACAUUGACAACAAGAUCAGCAAACUCGGUUUCGAUAUUCCAGAUGACGACAAAAAUGGUCAAGCAGCUGAUUACAAUGACGAUUAUGAGGAUGACUUCCACACCAGUGACAUGAGCAUUCCGGAGGACAUCGAGGAACAACUAUCUUUACUGAACGGUUACUUCACCUCUGACCGCACAGUGUCUCAGGCCAGUGGUGAAGAUCUCGACUUUGCAGAAGACAUUUUGAACUUUUAAAGAGAAGCCAGUGAAAACGUGUACAUUUAUGGAGGGAGACGCCUGACUUCAGAAUUGUUUUAAGUGAAGAAGCGGUUCUGAUUUAUAAUGAACGCCCCUCAAGUGUUCUCAAAAGCGUUUUGUAUUAAACUUAAACUUGAGUGAAUUCAUUCGUAACUACAUCUGUUAGUGUGAAAACUUCCUGACUGGUAUUAUGUCACUUCUGUAAAAUCAUGGUUUCUUUAAUGGGUGUAUAUUUUAUGUACAACUUUGUAAUAUAUACAAAUAGAUAUGCAGUACCCAUGUAUUCGUUCAUGUAGGAUUGUAACCGCUAUUAGCGUGGCUACAGAAAGGGGUCUCUUAUUCUGUGAAUUAAAUAAAGUUAUUGUGGUCAGCUUA